Molecule: messenger RNA, 618 nt
Organism: Sordaria macrospora k-hell
Lineage: Eukaryota; Fungi; Ascomycota; Sordariomycetes; Sordariales; Sordariaceae
Source: RefSeq, a predicted model, not a curated record
AUGUAUAGCCACCUCAGAUCAGUAGCAGCGCGCAGAAUCACGACUCAACUCUCUCAGUCAACAAGGAGAAUCACAACCCAGAAACGUACUCAGAUCAGCACCAAGAGGGUACCAGUACCAGUAUCUGUCACUCCGACUUGCAGCCAAACAUUAAGGCUCAUUCACACUUCCAAAACCAGCCUGCAGAACAAGAUGGAUACUUCAUCCAGCACUACCACCAAAGCGGACCCCGCAUCGCCCGCACCAUCCGCGCCGGCUGCACCAACGGGCUCAAACACUUCAAGCACGUCACCGGGGCCCGGUAGCACCUCACCCAUUUCCACUUCUGCCCCAGAGGCUUCCACCACCAACCCUACUCCCACCUCUACCUCUACCACGACCACCGUCACAGACGUCUCAGAGGCUCCCACCACCACAGCCCGACCCAGCCAAUUCGGUCCAGAAGUCAUCGACGAUUCCAACCCACUAUCAGACCCCCUCUCCGUUGAAUCCCAACGCCUAGCCAACGCCGGUGCACCCCUCCCCCUGCCCUCCCCAGAAACCGCCACCCCCCAUCUCCCCAGACCAGGAACAGCCCAAAGUGGUGACAGUGAACGGGCAAGCCGUUGCCUUGGAUAA